Messenger RNA from Phytophthora nicotianae INRA-310, 657 nucleotides. RefSeq lists its product as hypothetical. Bases 1 to 657 code for a protein of 218 amino acids. The transcript has 3 exons. The record is from RefSeq and is a predicted model, not a curated record. NCBI's taxonomy places the organism in Eukaryota, Oomycota, Peronosporomycetes, Peronosporales, Peronosporaceae.
AUGGCCCGUGCUGCCGCUACGGUGGUUGUCCCCAGGUUCUUAGGAUAUAAUAAGCAACUUCAACACAAUACACGUACAGGUUCGGCAAACUGCGCCGGAACACACGAAUGUUCGUGCUUCCUACUGGUAUUUAGCUCUAACUCAUUGUCUUGCAAUGCUCCGUUCGUCAGCAAAGACUUCUACGUAUCCACCUCGCCCUCCGUCACGCUGCUUAACACAUUGUCCUUGGCGCCCACGCGAAGCGUUCUCUCAGUCUCGACUCCGGCCACAGCGUCCGAAGCGUCGACUGCCACACACCGCGCCGUCCAAGACCCAAUCCGCUGUAUCACGCACGCCUGUGCGUCCUCAACCACUGAUGAGGAAGUGCCUCGUCCUCCCCACUACCAAUUUGAAAGUGAGCGCCUUCACCUUCGGCCACGGUGCACAACCCCUCACUCCUUACACAGUCCCACCACGAAUGCCGCCGCACCCGCUGGUAACUACCACUUUCAACACAAAGAUCGCAUCUCUGCGGCUCCGGCACCCUCCACACAAUGGCUAGAUGGAGGUCUCGCUAUUCUCGCGGACUGCCUCCAGAAGGUCUGCUCACUACAGGGUCAACGGGCUACAUCCUACAAGCAAGGGCAAGAGGAGCAGACGUCGGCGUUCCACGUCUAG